CGAAGACACUGGGCUCUUGCCCUGUUAUGGGAGAGAUUUAUUAUGACGAGGGUAGUUACCUUGCUUUUUUGUUGUGGAGGAAUAAUUAAAACCAACUCUCGGCUCUUUUCGUUUCGAGAAACGAUUAAUGCCGAAGUCACUCGGCACUUUCCGUAUGGAGGCGCGUUUACAGCCGAUUCCCUGCUCUGCGCUCGCGACUCUGGCACAUCACUCAUAAAGCGUUGUUUUGGUCUCGACCUAUCCUACUUACAAGCGCUUUUCUCUCCAACAAGAAAAUGGAUACCGCUAACCAGAUUGUGUCACUUGGGACAUUCCAAGUUCUUAAAUUACCUCUGGGAUUCAUCCGCGUUCUGGAAUGGCUUUUUGCCAUCUUUGCAUUUGCAACAUGUGGGGGUUACUCUGGGCAACUGCGGGUUAGCGUGGACUGCAUCAACAAGUCCGACAGCAACCUCAGUAUUGGCAUCAACUUUGCUUACCCAUUCAGGUUGAACCGGGUGGAUUUUGACGUGCCAAUGUGUGAGGGAAGAAGGCAAGAGCGGCUUUACCUGAUCGGAGAUUUUUCUUCCUCCGCAGAGUUCUUCGUCACCAUUGCUGUAUUUUCCUUUCUCUACUCCCUGUUCGCCACAGUGGUCUACAUAUUUUUCCAGAACAAGUACCGCGAAAACAACCGCGGACCUCUCAUUGACUUCAUAGUGACGGUGGUGUUCUCAUUUGUGUGGUUAGUGAGUUCAUCUGCGUGGGCAAAAGGGCUUUCAGAUGUGAAGACUGCAACUGAUCCAGAUGAGGUGGUUCUGCUCAUGUCUGCAUGUAAGGUGCAGACAAACAAGUGCAGCUCAGUGUACGGACCCAGAUGGUCCGGCCUGAACACAUCUGUGGUAUUCGGCUAUUUGAACUUCGUGCUGUGGGCUGGAAACAUCUGGUUCGUGUUUAAAGAGACUGGAUGGCACAAGGGAGGCGCAGCGAGGUACCCUGCCUCGUCCUCAGAAAAACAAACCACGGCCUUCAACCAGCAGGUUUACAACCAGGGAAGCUUUGAUCAAUCAGGAGCUGCUUUUACUGGAACGGGGGACUUCGCCCAAUCAGAGUACAGCCAGGUGGGAAAUUAUGCGUCAAGUGGGCCCGUCUCCUACACCAAUCAGUAACCCCUACUGCCUCUUUGUAAUCCCCUACUACAAGGGGGACCCAUUUCUAAGGGCAAAGUUCAAACAUUGAGCACCAGAGAGGAAGGAAGAGAUUAGUUUAAUGGAUAUAUUAAAAGUACAUCCUUUAUUUCUGAUUAGAUAAAUAACUAAAGGCUUGUUUGUCCAUAAUACUAAUAUGUUUUAAAAAUGAAUGAAAGAUAUCCUCAGAUGCAUUGAAUGGUUUUUCGACUUUACCUCUCUAUAAAUGUACAUCACAAAUAGCACAGUUUACAAAAGUGGCAUUAUGUCACUACGACCAAAAGUUUUUACUCCGACGGUCCAUUCGGGAUCUAAAUAGUGUCUCUGCUUCGUGAAACAAGAAACUCUUUCCACAACCUCAAAAAAUUAUUCAUAUUCAUCAAAUGCUCCAUCAGAGCAUUUUACAGUGUUAUAAAGUUAACAUAAAUUGUUGUUUGAAACUUAUUUUACUUACAAAUGUGACAUAUUUUACAUAGUGGAACCAUUAUGAAUACAAAAUUGCUAAAAUGGUUUGGUAAAUGGCCAUUGGUUAACACCAUCCAUCGAUAUGGCAAUGUUGUUUCCAUCAAGUAAUGAAUAUCUUCAUAAAUAUAAUUUAUAUUUGUGACUAUCUUUUGAAUAAAAUUCACAGAUGAAUAUUCCACAACAAGAGCAUGUGUUUUAAGAAAGUCAAUGGGGUCCGUUUUGAUUUCAUGACGACUUUUAAGUGUAUACCUGUCCUGAUGAGUAGCUGAUGCAGGUGUUUGUUAUUUACAAUGUAUAACAGAGAUUUCUGUUUUCAUUUGUCAGUAUAGAUGUUAGAUUGCUGUUUGUCAGGUUUCUGGAUUUCUUAUCCCUGGAAUAAUGUCAUGCCAGUGGUUGUUGGUUUGGUGUUUACGCCAUUGUGAUUCCACAUUUAUAUGGCUCUUUAAUGUUUGCACUGUAUUUAUGAACUGCAUGAUGUUGUGACAUAUUAACCUGGUUGAGAUGGUCCUCGCUGCAGAACACAAAAUCCAGGGGGAGGAGUUGAAUCCACAUCCAACUCGUCCCACCUUACAUGUAUCUAAACCUAUCCAUCUCCACCCCCUGAUCCCGAACCCCACCCCUAAUCCUACCCAUCUCCGUCCCUGAUCCCGAACCCUACCUCUAAUCCUACCAUCUCCGCCCCCUGAUGCCUAACACAACCCAUCUCCACCCCCUGAUCCCUAACCCCACCCCUAAUCCUACCAUCU
Molecule: messenger RNA, 2371 nt
Organism: Pimephales promelas (fathead minnow)
Lineage: Eukaryota; Metazoa; Chordata; Actinopteri; Cypriniformes; Leuciscidae
Gene: synpra
Product: synaptoporin a
Cellular component (GO): synaptic vesicle membrane; synaptic vesicle
Source: RefSeq, a predicted model, not a curated record